AUGUCAGACGAGACGAAAGAGGUAUCCUCCGGAGGGGUCAGUGAGCAAGCUGGCUCCGUGGUUGACGACGGUAUCAACGAGAAGGCACUUCUUCGAAAACUCGAUGCACGACUGCUACCCGCCGUCGGUAUCCUAUAUCUUCUUUCAUUUUUGGAUAGAAGCAAUGUCGGCAAUGCUCGCAUUGAAGGCCUGAUCACUGACAUCAACAUCACUGGAAACCAGUAUCUCACCGGCUUAACCGUUUAUUUUAUUGGUUAUGUGCUAUUUGAGAUCCCGUGCAACAUCGUGCUCAAGCGGACCAGCCCGAGACUAUGGCUUCCGACACUUACCAUUGCAUGGGGCAUUGUUGCCACUCUUCUCGGUGUUAUAAAUAACCUUGCUGGAUUCCUCGUCGCUCGAUUCUUCCUCGGCGCGACUGAAAGCGGCCUCUUCCCCGGUGUGGUCUUCUACUUCUCCAUGUGGUAUAAGCGCACGGAGCGAGUAUACCGAAUCUCCCUCUUCUUCAGCGCAGCUUCUCUGGCUGGCGCCUUUGGCGGGAUUCUUGCUUAUGGUAUAGGCAAAAUGCGCGGUGUGGUAUGGGAAAACGGAUGGCGCUGGAUCUUUAUCUUGGAAGGUCUAGCCACCAUCGUUGUGGCCAUUGGUGCAUACUGGUUCGUCCAAAACUACCCCAAGGACGCCAAGUUCUUAACCGAUGCCGAACGGCAGCUCAUCCACGACCGACUUGCUGCUGAUAGCGAUGCUACACACAAUGAAGAAUUCAGCUGGGCUGGAGUUACCCAGGCCCUUCGAGACCCAAGCUGCUGGCUCUACGGCCUCGGUUUCCACACCAUGAGCUUACCCCUCUACACUCUGUCUUUGUUUUUGCCCACCAUUAUCAAAGACCUGGGAUAUACAGCUGCUGUUGCCCAGUUACUGACUAUCCCUCCCUAUGCACUGGCUUUUGCUACUACACUCGGAGUCGCUGUGUGGUCUGAAAAGGUAAAUCGUCGUGCGCCGUUCAUUGCAGCCUCUGCGAGUUUCGCAGCAAUCGGCUACAUAAUCCUCCUUGCCAACCGUGAGCCUACUGCUAGACCGGGAGUCUCGUAUCUGGGCACAAUGUUUGCUGCCGCGGGUAUUUAUCCAGCUACAGCUCUUGUUUUGUCAUGGCCCGCUAUGAAUGUCUCGGGACAGACAAAGCGUGCGACGGCGAAUGCAAUGCAAAUCAGUAUUGGAAACUUAGGAGCGGUUCUUGGCACACAGCUUUACCGGUCAAACGAUGGUCCUAGAUACAUUGUUGGCCACAGCAUGGCUCUCGGCUAUCUUGUCGCAAAUGUAAUUGUGGUGCUUGUCUUGGCUCGAAGACUAAAGAAGCAGAACGAGGAGCGAGAUGCCGUAGUAGCAAAGCUUGAUCAUAUUGGACAGGUGGAGAAUUGGGACGGAGACGCAGACAAGCGCUGGAGGUUCCAGUACUAA
Messenger RNA from [Torrubiella] hemipterigena, 1452 nucleotides. The record is from the annotation of a GenBank genome assembly. NCBI's taxonomy places the organism in Eukaryota, Fungi, Ascomycota, Sordariomycetes, Hypocreales, Clavicipitaceae.